CUUUAUUAAGAAGAUGAUAUUGAUUCAAAACAUAGUAGACAGAGCCGGAUUCAUGAUCAUCGCAUCUUGAUUUUACAGCAGUCACAAUUUUUCAGAAAAGUUAACCCAGUUUGAGUCAACAAAUUCGGGAUCAAAGCAGUUUCUCUCCCUCGCUUGAAAUGUCUCAGAAGAUUGCUAUCCUCUCCGUUUACGACAAGACUGGUCUUGUUGACUUUGCCAAGAACCUUCACAACUUGAACGUUCGUUUGCUUGGUUCUGGUGGUACUGCUAAGCUUGUCCGCGAAGCAGGUAUUCCUAUCGGUGAUGUGUCAGAAAUCACCAAGGCUCCUGAAAUGCUUGGUGGACGUGUCAAGACAUUGCACCCUGCCGUUCAUGGAGGCAUUCUUGCUCGCAACAUUGACAGCGACGAGAAGGAUCUUGCUGACCAGCACAUUGACAAGAUUGAUAUUGUCGUCUGCAACUUGUAUCCUUUCAAGGAGACUGUCGCCAAGGAAGAUGUUACCAUCCCUCAAGCUGUCGAAGAGAUCGAUAUUGGUGGUGUUACCCUCUUGCGUGCUGCUGCCAAGAACCAUAGCCGCGUCACUAUCAUCUCAGACCCCAAGGAUUAUGCUACCGUCAUUUCUGAGCUUACCAAUGGUGAGGUCUCCCAGGAUACCCGUAAUGUGCUCGCUUUGAAGGCUUUCAACCACACCUCCGAUUAUGACGAAGCUAUUUCCAACUACUUCCGUCAGCAAUACAGCAAGGAUGUUGCUAUGAUGCCUCUCCGAUAUGGUGCCAACCCUCACCAGAAGCCUGCUCAAGUGUACGUCAAGGAAGGCGAACUUCCUAUCAAGGUCCUCAGCGGAUCCCCCGGUUAUAUCAACCUUCUUGAUGCCCUCAACUCUUGGCCUUUGGUCAAGGAGCUCAAGCAAGCCACUGGACUCGCUGCUGCUGCUUCAUUCAAGCACGUCUCCCCUGCUGGUGCUGCUGUCGCUACUCCUUUGACUGACGUCGAGAAGCAAGUUUUCCAAGUUGAAGAUUUGAAGGAGCUUACCCCACUUGCCACUGCCUACGCUCGUGCUCGUGGUGCUGACCGUAUGUCUUCUUUCGGUGACUGGAUUGCUCUAUCUGACAAGGUUGAUGUUGCCACUGCCAAGAUCAUUUCCCGUGAAGUGUCUGAUGGUGUCAUUGCCCCCGCUUAUGAUGAUGCUGCUCUUGAGAUUCUUCGCAAGAAGAAGGCUGGCAAGUACUGCGUUCUCCAAAUGGACCCCAACUACGAGCCUGCUGAAUUGGAGACUCGUCAAGUUUAUGGUCUCUCUCUGCAACAGAAGCGCAACAACGUCCAAAUUGAUGAAUCUUUGUUCACCAACUUGGUCACUAAGGAUAAGAACAUGCCCAAGGAGGCUCUUACCGAUUUGAUUGUCGCCACCAUCGCUCUCAAGUACACUCAAUCCAACUCUGUAUGCUAUGCUAAGAAUGGUAUGGUCGCUGGUCUUGGUGCUGGUCAACAAUCUCGCAUCCACUGCACUCGUCUUGCUGGCGAUAAGGCCGAUAACUUGUGGUUGAGACACCACCCCAAGGUUCUUGCCUUUGACUUUAAGAAGUCUGUCAAGCGUGCCGACAAGUCCAACGCCAUUGACUUGUAUGUUAUUGAGCAAAUCGGUGAAGGGGCUGAACGUGAGGCUUGGGAGAGCUUUUUCAACACUAUUCCCGAACCUUUGACUGCUGCUGAGCGCAAGGAAUGGAUGGCCAAGCAAGACAACGUUGUUGUUUCUUCCGACGCCUUCUUCCCCUUCAGCGACAACAUCCACCGUGCUCGUCGAUCCGGUGUCAAGUACGUCGCUGCCCCCAACGGAUCCGUCAUGGAUCAAGUUGUCAUCGAUGCUGCUGAUUCCCACAACAUGGUAUUCGCUCACACCAACCUUCGUCUCUUCCAUCAUUAAGAAAUACACUAUGUGUCAAGUCUUGAAGCUGUAUACAGACAUUUUUUUUGUACCAUAGAAAAAUAAAAAAACAUAGUACAGCUGUCUCGCAUUCCAAUUUCAGAC
Messenger RNA from Umbelopsis ramanniana AG, 2027 nucleotides. RefSeq lists its product as uncharacterized. The record is from RefSeq and is a predicted model, not a curated record. Gene Ontology annotation, biological process: 'de novo' IMP biosynthetic process. The coding region runs from base 159 to 1922 and encodes 587 amino acids. The transcript has 6 exons. Gene Ontology annotation, cellular component: cytosol. Gene Ontology annotation, molecular function: phosphoribosylaminoimidazolecarboxamide formyltransferase activity; IMP cyclohydrolase activity. NCBI's taxonomy places the organism in Eukaryota, Fungi, Mucoromycota, Umbelopsidomycetes, Umbelopsidales, Umbelopsidaceae.